Lotus japonicus is the source of this 1998-nucleotide messenger RNA. RefSeq names its product glutathione S-transferase T3-like. The coding region runs from base 1 to 1263 and encodes 420 amino acids. The transcript has 2 exons. The record is from RefSeq and is a predicted model, not a curated record. Lineage: Eukaryota; Viridiplantae; Streptophyta; Magnoliopsida; Fabales; Fabaceae.
AUGGUUGUUGAGGAGUGUUUAGAGGAGAGAGAACCGGCUGAAUUGUUGAAGAAAUUCAACAAUGUUGAGAGGAGAGAGGGACGCCACGUGGCGCCCUCUGAAUGGCUCGACUAUUAUCAAGUCCCACAUCAAAUCUCCAACCAACGUCCUCAAAAUCCAAACUAUUAUCAAGUCCCACAUCAAAUCUCCAACCAACGUCCUCGAAAUCCAAACUAUUAUCCAGAUCCAAAUCAAUAUUCGUACCAACCUCCUCAAAACAUACAAAAUUUUAACCAGUCAUCAAUUGCUCCAAACUCUCAUCCAUCUUAUGGAUCUGUGAGAUAUUCAUCUCAAACACCCCAGUCUAGUGGUUAUAUGCCAGUGGUUCCUGAAAAUUUUCCGAGUGUUGAUGUGUCGGAAUUUCCGGAAUUUUCAACACAAGUCAAUCUUGGUGGCGGGUCAACUGAUAAUGAAGUCAAUGAAGUCACUCCUAAGAGCAAAAAAACCGUUUCACCCGCAUGGAACACUGCACAAAAUCUAGUGCUAAUUAGUGGGUGGAUUAAUUGUGGAACAAGCAGUGUUGUCGGAAGAAACCAGAAAGGAGAAACAUUUUGGAGAGAUAUUGCUGAGUAUUGUAAUGAGCAUUGCUCAUUCGAUCCUCCGCACGAUUGGGUUGCCUGCCGAAACCGUUGGAAUUAUAUGAACGCAAGAUUGGGUAAAUGGAUUGGCGCUUAUGAUAGCGCUAAGCGUGAGCAACGAAGCGGUUGGUCGGAGGAUGAUGUUAUCGCAAAAGCGCAGGAAUUAUUCGCAAGUGGGAAGAUUGGUCAAUUUACUUUCAUGGAAGAAUGGCGCGCUCUCCGUGAUCAACCACGUUUUUGUAGUCAGGUAGGAGGAAAUAGUGGCUCGAGAAGUAGUGGAUCUAAGAGAUCACACGACAGUGAUGCAAGUGGCUCAAACUCUAUAGGAUCAAUUCCUCGUCCAAUGGGUAGGGAGGCAGCUAAAAAAAAGAGUAAAAAGAAAAUUAGAGAAGAUGCUGACGAGGUGGUGGACAAAGAGUGGGAUUCUUAUAUCCAUUUCAAGGAGAAAGAGCUUGAAAAAUUGGAAAAGAUAGCAUCGGUGCAAGCAGAGACUAACGAAUUGAUGAAAGAGAAGACUAAUGCGAUGAAAGAGAAGACUAAUGCUAAGAAAGUUAGUAUGUAUCUAAAGCUAACUUCGGAAGAGCAUCUCAGUGACCGUAAGAAAGAGUUGUUAGAGCAGUUGUCCAAAGAGCUAUUUGGAAAUUAAUUUCAAGCGAGUCUUUGUCUGUAUUCGGUCAAACUUGUCAGUGGUGUGAAGUCUGUAGUGUUUGCUUUAAUGUUUGCUUUAAUAAUUUUCAAGUGGUGACAACUAUGUAAUGUUUGCUUUAAUGUAUGGGUAACUGUGUUUGAAUAUGUACCACUCAAUUCGAAUCUUGUCCUUUUCCGAUAAUUAACUCUGGUUGAUAACUUAUUUCAAAUCCGCCAGUGGUGUCAAGUCUGUAGUGUUUGCUUUAAUAAUUUGCCCGUGGUGUCAAGUCAGUAGUGUUUGGCUUUAAUAAUUCUCGGGUAACUGUGUUUGAAUAUGUACCACUCAAUUCGAAUCUUGUCCUUUUCCGAUAAUUAACUCUGGUUGAUAACUUAUUUCAAAUCCGCCAGUGGUGUCAAGUCUGUAGUGUUUGCUUUAAUAAUUUGCCCGUGGUGUCAAGUCAGUAGUGUUUGGCUUUAAUAAUUCUCGGGUAACUGUGUUUGAAUAUGUACCACUCAAUUCGAAUCUUGUCCUUUUCCGAUAAUUAACUCUGGUUGAUAACUUAUUUCAAAUCCGCCACUCAACCACCAUUCAAUGUACCUAUAUAUAUGGACUCAUAGAUCCAUUGAUGUACCAAUAUCCCAAAUCUCUUCCAAUCUACUUCAAAUUUCACAAAAAAUGGAUCCAUCUGAUUGCCCUUUUGAUCUUGCAGCAUACAUUCAAAAUAGUCAAAUUGAAGAAGCUUAUGUACUCAAC